UUUGCAAGUUUGUGGAAACGAUCGAAACGAUAAAGAAGUCACAAUCAAAGAGUGAUGAUGAUUUCAGUGUGUUUAUUCAAAUAGAAAUGAAAGAUAAUUCUCUAGAACAAUGACAUUAUUUUUAGGGAGAUACUUGAUUAGAUAAUAGACGAUAAAUCAGGGAGAGGCAGCGUACUGCAGCAAUGACCCUGCAGCGGGCAGUGUGCGGCACUGCGGCGGCAGUGGCCUCCCGCCGGCUGGGGACGCGACUGCUGUCGGCGGCGGCGCCCGGCGGACCCCUGGCCGUGUACCAGCGCCGGCUGGCCGACGGCUCUCUGUACGCCGACGAGUACCAGGCGGCCAUCGUGCAGCGGCUCGACCAGAUCCACCGCAGCCUGGACGGCUACUCGCCGCCGCGCCGCUCGCUUCUGUCGCGGCUCUUCUCGCUGGGCGCGUCUUCCAGUCGGCGGCCACGCGGCCUCUACCUCUGGGGCACCGUUGGCACCGGCAAGACGAUGCUGAUGGACCUGUUCCACGACUGUGUGGACACGCCACACAAGCGGCGCGUGCACUUUAAUGCCUUUAUGCUGGACGUGCACCGGCGGAUCCACGAGGCCAAACAGCGCGCGGCGAUUCAGAGCAGCGACACCAAGCCGCGCGCGUUCGACCCGAUCCGGCCGGUCGCCGAGGCCAUCGCCGAUGAGGUGUGGCUCAUCUGCUUCGACGAGUUUCAGGUGACCGACAUUGCCGACGCCAUGAUCCUGAAGCGACUGUUCACCUCCCUCUUCUACAACGGCGUGAUCGUGGUGGCGACGAGCAACCGACCGCCGGACGACCUCUACAAGAACGGUCUGCAGCGCGGCAACUUCCUGCCCUUCAUCCCCGUGCUCAAGGGGCACUGCUUCGUGGAGUGCCUCGACUCGGGAAUCGACUAUCGACUCAUGGGAGCUGCUAGCCAGGAGAAGACCUAUUUCCUAAAGAGUGACGGUGACGCCGACUCUGGCCUGCGCCGGCUCUUCAAGGUGCUCUGCGCCCGCGAGACGGACGUGGUGCGGCCCCGGCUGCUGCACGUGCGCGGCCGAGACGUGCAGUUUGAGCGCACGUGCGGCCAGGUGGCCGACUGCACCUUCUCCGAGCUCUGUGAUCGGCCGCUGGGAGCCGCCGACUACCUGACAAUGGCGCAGUUCUUCCACACGGUCAUCAUCAGAGACGUUCCGCAGCUCAACACCAAGAAGCGGGCGCAGGCGCGACGCUUUAUCACGCUGAUCGACACGCUGUAUGACCACCAUGUGCGUGUCGUCAUCAGCGCAGACGUGCCGCUCAAGGAACUAUUCACCGCCGAUAAAGACAUGGACGUGGACGACGACAAGCGGGCACUCAUGGACGACCUGAAGCUGACCAAUGACUCGCUCACCGAGGCCAGCAUCUUCACCGGCGAGGAGGAGUUGUUUGCGUUCGAGCGUACCGUGUCGCGCCUGGCUGAGAUGCAGACGGCCGACUACUGGUCACGCUGGGAGCAGACCGCAGCCUGAUGUCGGCCGCCGCCGCUCCGCCGCCCGCCGAGAGUCACACCGAGCCACCCACCGAAGUCAGUCCACUCCAACUGGGACAGUGGGACCCGCGCCGGCUUCAGGGGACUACUGUCAGAGCACGCUAGUAUGCUUGGAGCUCGCUGAAAUCGAUUCGCCAGCUUUAGCUCGUGGCAUUCGGUCCAGAUGUGAUCCGGGACGGGUAAAGGUGGUAUUUAUUAGUGGCUGACUUCUGGGGCGGUGGGAUUCAAGGCGGUUAGGUGGAUGUGGCGGUCCUAGCUCAAUUUCACUGACAUGGACCUCUUGGAGGUCUGCAAUACAAAUAGAAUCGCUAGUUGUUGACGAAGGGCUGUUACGAGCGGGUGAGACUUGUUUGGGAUACGCAGCUGGUGUGUGUCGUUUUUAAGCUGGUGGGCACCAUUGUGGU
Molecule: messenger RNA, 1935 nt
Organism: Amphibalanus amphitrite
Lineage: Eukaryota; Metazoa; Arthropoda; Thecostraca; Balanomorpha; Balanidae
Product: putative ATPase N2B
Exons: 7
Coding region: 183-1511 (442 amino acids)
Cellular component (GO): cytoplasm; mitochondrion
Molecular function (GO): ATP binding; ATP hydrolysis activity
Source: RefSeq, a predicted model, not a curated record